Messenger RNA from Pangasianodon hypophthalmus (striped catfish), 6544 nucleotides. It is a transcript of the gene secisbp2l, whose product is annotated as SECIS binding protein 2-like. Bases 335 to 3385 code for a protein of 1016 amino acids. Gene Ontology annotation, molecular function: mRNA 3'-UTR binding; ribonucleoprotein complex binding; selenocysteine insertion sequence binding. Gene Ontology annotation, biological process: selenocysteine incorporation. The record is from RefSeq and is a predicted model, not a curated record. Gene Ontology annotation, cellular component: ribonucleoprotein complex. The transcript has 18 exons. NCBI's taxonomy places the organism in Eukaryota, Metazoa, Chordata, Actinopteri, Siluriformes, Pangasiidae.
GCCUCCUGCAUUUGGAUUGGAUAAUGCCCUCCAGAUUCCUGCGGUAUGAUUGGUUAGUCACCAUCGGGUGUUGUGAGUAGCCAAUCAGAGCGCAGAGUAGGCGGGAUUGUCCAGAAUGCGGAUGGGGAAAACAUUUACUGACAGCUGAUUCCGCUGCUGUUGCUAGCCAUAUUAGCAAGAAACAUCGAUAACUUAUUUAUUUCUUAUUAAAAAUAUUCAGAUUAAAUGUGAGAGACUGUAAAUACGUGGAGUUAAUUAUGAGGAUGUGAAGUUGUCGGCUGAAGUCGAGCCAUUUAUUCCCCAGAAGAAAGGUGUCGACUCCGCCCUUUUGAGCAUGAACCUAUCAGGAGAGGGCGCGGGAGCCAUGGGGGCGGAGCCAACCCCAAUCCCCUCCUACCUCAUCACCUGCUAUCCGUUCGUGCAGGAGAACCAGCCCAACAGGCAGGUGCCGGUGUAUAACGGAGAGGUGCGCUGGCAGCAGCAGUGUGGUUCUGCUCCAUAUGUGACGUACUCGUUCGUCUCCUCGCCCCCUCAGCCUGCCGCGGUGUGUAACGAUUACUCUUACUGCCCCCUGCUACCGCCCCCCUGCCCUCCCCUCAUGGGCUUCUACCAGCCCCUCACUGCCCCCUACGCCCCGCCCCUGCCCUCCGGCCUGGGAAACCCCGUAUCCGACACCUGUCUCAGACCCCCACAGCCACAAGGGCAGCCAAUCAGCAUGGGUGCACAGAGAGGGAGAGGCGGGGCUAGAGCACCUGUCCUGCCCAAGCAGAUGGCUCAGCCAAUCAGAGUGAAGCGUCCGGUGAUGCGCAGCGUGGCGGUGCAGAAGGAGGUGGCAGCUGCAGGGCCUGAUGGGAAAUCACGCACCGUACUGCUGGUGGACGCCGCUCAGCAAACUGACUUCCCCGGAGAGCCAUGUAGCAGCAGCAGCAGCAGCAGCAGGUGUGUGUCAGACAGAGUGAGUCCUCUGCAGUUCAGAGGGAAGGUGAGACGCAGACGCUCGUCUCAGACAGCCGAGUCUUCCAGCGAGCACGGAGCGAGCGAGGCCGACAUCGACAGUGACAGCGGCUACUGCAGCCCCAAACACACACUGGGCGUUGAAGCUGGAGUGAUGACUGCAGUUAGUUGGGUGAAUCCCUCCUCUCCGGCUCCUCAGAAGCCCUGGACUGACCGCAGCUCGUCCUUCCAUAGGAACAAAAUGGCGGAACAGAGGAAUUACUCUCAGGAGUUUCAGGUGGGUUUUAAUGGCCGUGGUGGAGGUGGAGGUGGAGGUGGAGGUGUUGGGGUUCAGAGGAGACUGCAGCAGGGUGGAGUUCAGCCUGAACACACACCUGAACCCCUCUACUUCCAGGAUGAGGAUGAGUUUCCUGACCUGGCCACAGGGGGCGCUGUGCAGCGCAACAAACCUGAACAAGUACAGCUCAAACUGCCCAAACCACUGUUGGAUAAUCUUCCGGAGAAUUCCCCCAUCCACAUUGUUCAGACUCCCAUUCCCAUCACCACCUCAGUGCCCAAACGAGCCAAGAGUCAGAGGAAGAAAGCUCUGGCAGCAGCUCUAGCUACAGCACAGGAGUACUGCGAGAUCAGCAUGGAGCAGAGGAAACUGCAGGAGGCUCUGACUAAAGCAGCAGGGAAGAAGAGCAGAACUCCAGUACAGCUGGAUCUGGGGGACAUGCUCGCUGCACUGGAGAAACAACAACAGGCCAUGAAGGCACGACAACUCAACAACACCAAACCCCUUUCAUACACAGUGGGUACGACCUCAGUGUUCCACAGUAAGGAUGCAGUCAGUAAGGGAGUGAUGAAAUCGUACACUCCCCCCCACAACAUUCUCGACUCCACAGCACCCAAAAUCAAGAGGGGUAAAGAGAGAGAAGUACCCAAAGUGAAGAGACCUACUGCCCUCAAGAAGGUGAUCCUGAAGGAGCGUGAGGUGAAGGCUAAGCUGUGUGUGAAGGAGCAGCCAGAUGACGAGCUUCACUUCACUGACACACUCACACAGGAGACAGUCUCACAAGAGGAGAACGGUCUGAGCAUGCCCAGUGACGCCUCGCUGUCUCCAGCCAGUCAGAAUUCUCCGUACAGCAUCACUCCGGUGUCGCAGGGUUCUCCAGCCAGCUCGGGCAUCGGCAGUCCCAUGGCCUCGUCCACCAUCACCAAGAUUCACAGCAGGAGGUUCAGAGAGUACUGUAACCAGGUGCUGAAUAAGGAGAUCGAUGAGAGCGUCACUCUCCUGCUGCAGGAGCUAGUGCGUUUUCAGGAGCGAGUGUAUCAGAAGGAACCCACUAAAGCUAAAGCUAAGCGCCGCCUGGUCAUGGGUUUGCGCGAGGUCACCAAGCACAUGAAGCUCAACAAGAUACGAUGUGUGAUCAUCUCGCCCAACUGUGAGAAGAUCCAGGCCAAGGGCGGUCUGGACGAGGCUCUGUACAACGUGAUCGCGAUGGCCCGUGAGCAGGAGAUCCCGUUCGUUUUUGCUCUGGGGCGUAAAGCUCUCGGCCGCUGCGUUAACAAACUCGUCCCCGUCAGCGUGGUCGGGAUCUUCAACUACUCCGGAGCAGAGGCUCUGUUUAACCGCCUGGUGUCUCUGACGGAGGAGGCGCGCAGGGCGUAUAAGGAGAUGGUGUGUGCUCUGGAGCAGGAGCAGGCUGAGGAGGCUCUGAAGAACGUUAAGAAGGUUCCACACCAUAUGGGUCACUCGCGCAAUCCAUCAGCUGCCUCGGCCAUUUCCUUCUGCAGCGUCAUCUCAGAGCCCAUCUCUGAGGUCAAUGAGAAGGAGUACGAGACGAACUGGAGGACGAUGGUGGAGAACUCUGACGCUCUAGAACCUCUGGAGAACGAGUUUAACAGAACGAGCGCGAAUAAAGACGCAGAGGGAAGCGCAGAUGGCGCACCGGCCGCGUCCCAAAUCGCCUCAUCCUCCUCAUCCUGUAAGGAGGAAGGGCGCACGGAGGACGGAUUGGAGCGAGCUUCUCAGCAGAGCACGGAGACGGGGUCUCUGGACGGGAGCUGCAGGGGUCCGACCACCUCGUACUCGUCCAUCACCAGCACCAGCAGCAUCACGCUGGUCCCCGGGGCGCUGGGCGAGGACGAUGAGGAGGACGAGGACGAAGACGACGAAGAGGAGGAUGAGUACACACCCGAGCCCAUCCUGGUGGAGGUGCCUCCUCUGAGCAGCAUGAUCGAGACGUGGGUGAGCACCACGCUGGAGAACCUGCAGCUCUCCGGCAAAACACACGGCGACGAGGAAGAGGAGGAGGAGGAGGGGGAGGGGGUUGAGGGGGAGGGGAAGGAGGAAGAGGAGGAGGAAGAUAUCAGAGGAGUGAGCGAUGAAGAGGAUGAGCUCGAGUCUUCUGUCGAGGAUAAGCAGAUGGAGAAAAACUCUGAUUGAGACACACACACACACACACACACACACUUCCUGCUAUAUCACUCACAACAACAAUCUCAGGAAACUGACGGGGACGGACCACACACACUUCCUGUAGUCAUGCAGCUGCACACACACACACACACACACACACACACACACACACACACACACACCUCCAUCUCCGUCCAUACUUGAAUGAAUUACACUCCUUAGUCCAUGCUGUGUAUGUGUGUGUGUGUGAUGAUGAUGAUUUUUCUGGACAUCUUAACUCACUUUACACACACACACACACACACACACACACACACACACACACACACUUCCUGUCUGCUCACACAUUAAGGGAUUAGUUAACAGCUUCUUUCUUUCUCCUUUAUUUAUUCGCUGAUGUUCAUCAUGACCAGAAUCAACGACAGCGUGUUUAUUAUUAUUAUAAUAAUUAUUAUUAUUAUUAUUAUUAUUAUUAAUGACCCCUUUCAAGUUUUACACACACACACACACACACACACCCCAUCAUCAUCAUCAUCAUCAUUAGUUUAAGAUUAAAAUCAUUACAGAUUAUUGUGAUGUAUUAAAAAAGCUCGACUCUGAUUGGUUCCUCAGCGGGACCCUCUCGUCUCUCGCUGGUUAAUAUCCUGACUGUUUUGUGACCGUCGCGUCUUUUGUCACCGUGCGUUAAUUCACGCUCGAGUGUGUGUGUGCGGCGCUAAUCGGAACAAGCGAAUCGAUCUGUAAAUAGCGUGUAAAGGUUGUUUCUAAUAAACGAUGCGCUUCUUAUUUAUCGUGUUUAAAUAACGACGGAACAAAAUGGACAUUUUCUCGGUGUUGGUUUUAAAUCCUGUGUGUUUUUCUCCUUUCUCUGGACGUGUGCCGAUAAAUCACAAUAAUCACGAUAUAACUCACGAUAUUAUCGCUUUUUAAGUAACACAGUUAGCUAAUUCACUUGGGCUAGCUAGCUAGUUCCAUACAUUACCUGUCAUGUGCUAGCUACAUUUUUUUUUUCAAACAAUAACAAAUCAGUUCAUCCGUUUAUUUAUUUACCGUUGGCCACAGAUGUAGUGAUUGGCAUAAAACAUAUAAUAACUAGCCUAAUGUUAUGUUAGCUAGCUUGCUAGUAAUGUUAGCUGGGUAUGUAAGGUGAAAUAGCUACAGUUUGAGGUAACAUAAGCUAAGGAAGAUGUUAGCUAGCUACACGUGACCAUGGCAACGAUCAUCUUCAAUCUAUGACAUGUUUUAUCUCAACACUGCUCCCUACCUAGGCAGCCUAUCGAGUGGAAUGUUUGAAGCAUCCAUGCUAACAGCGUAGCGUAUCGUGUGAGUGAUUAUCGGCACGUGCCUAGCGUGAUUAUUACUGAUCUGUACAGGUCACCUGUGUUCAGGUGAGUGUGUCUUUCCUGCUUCAAUUAGAUUUAGGCUUUUUUUUUUUUUAUUUUUUUUUUUAGUUUUUUUUGUUUCUCUGUACUCCCUUUAAAGUAAGUGUUAUAGUGAAUGUAGAUCAGUAAAAAACUUUCAGGAAAAAAUAUAAAAUCUACCGUCAGGUCCGAAAGUCUGAGUGCACGACCAAGAACUGUUUAUAUUCUGUUCUGCAGUUAAACACUUAAACUGAUUCUGGUGUAGAGUAAAGAGUCAUCGUACAUCAUACUGCCUGAUGGCGACUCCUCAAGUGAUUCACUUAGAUUUAAAAAUCACUCUGAGUCCAACUGAAUCAUUUGGCGAGUAAAUUUAUUAGUGAAUCUGGUCAGAUUUAAAUGUGACUCCUGGAGUGAUUCGGUGUAAAUGACUGCCUAAGUGAUUCACCUAUGUGUCUGUGAUUCCUUGAGUGAUAUACAUACAUUUAAACACGACUCUCCUAGUGAUUCAGUUACAUUUGUAAAUGACUCUUCAAGUGAUUGGCUCAAAUUUGUAAGUGACUCUUUUACUGAUUCUUUACAUUUGUAAGUGACUCUUUUACUGAUUCACUUACAAUUGUAAAUGACUCUUUUACUGAUUCACUUAGUAAACGACUCUUUUACUGAUUCGGUUACAAACACUUCCCAAAUGAUUUGCCUACACUCACAUUUGUAAACUAUUUGCAAAUCCUCGAUAGAUUCUAACACUCAGUAAUGACUCUUUAAAUGAUCCACGCACAUUUAUAAAUGACUCGUCGUGUAUUUUGUUUGGAUUCAAAACUGUCUCCAUGUAAAUUUAUAAACUAUUCCUUGUAAUGAGAGCACUGGGGAAUGUAGACUCAAAGCAUACAUUAGCUUAUAUUUGUGGCUAAUAGGCUAAUAAUUUAGUGUGUAGACAGAAACAUCCAGAACAUCAACACGAGAAAUAAUAUUAGUAAUAAUAAUAAUAAUAAUAAUAAUAAUAAUAAUAAUGAUAUAGUUCAUGGUGGUGACUCAGACUUUAGGGCCGGGACCAGAUGAAGGAAUUGUGCAGUUAUUAGGCUUUUAUGUGUAAACACUCUGAGGACAGUCACACUGUGUGUGUGUGUGUGUGUGUGUGUGUGUGUGUAAAAUCACAGAUCCGGGGCUUUAACACUCCCCACUCAGUCCAUCUUUACUCUUUUUACUUUUCUCCUUUUUCUGUCUCGUUCUGUUUUUUCAUUCUCUCCAUCUAAAUUUUAUGCUCUUUUUCCUCUCCCUCGAGCUCCUCGUGCUGUUUUUCCUCUUUCUCUUUGCUGUUAUUCUCUCUCUCUCUCUCUCUCUCUCUCUCUCUCUCUUUCUCUCUCUCUCUCGCUUUUUUCCCCACCAUAACUGAUAUAAUUCCUGUAGGAUGUUGGUGUGUGUUACUGAUUGCCUUCACUCACCUGUUCGUGGCGUUUCAGCUUUAUUUGGUUGAAGAUUAACAUUAACACACACACACACCCGACUCUGUAUAACAGGUGUGUGUGUGUGUGUGUGUGUGUGUGUGUGUGUGUGUGUGUGUGUGUGUGUGUGUGUGUGUGUUGCGUCGUGGUCAGCGCAGUGUGAUUUGUCCUCGUGUGUGUGUGCUCCAUGUCAUUUGCACUAUGUAAAUAUUGCAGACUGAUUGUGACUGUGGUGUUCAUGUGAAACGGUGAUAUGAAGGAUUUCUGUCGUGCUGCUUGUGUUUCUGCAGGAGCUUCUCUAAAAACACACACACACACUCUUUAAUGUGCUCUUUAUGACAUCUCCUGACCAAUUAACACCAUUAAACUCUUGUAAUGAAAACCAA